GGGAAAUCCAUUAUGCAGAGGUUUCACGACCGCUGAACAGUAGAAAAAUGUUCAGGAAAACUACUGACUAUGGAUUUCGUUUAUAAACCCAUGUGUUUCGUUGGCAAUAGCAGGUAAGUCUUACACAGGUUUAAACUUUAAUCGAUAAGAGAUUCGUGUACGUAUUCAACUACUCACUUCCUUGUCUUUAAAAUACGAGCGAGACUCAACAUGGGGCUUUCGUUACUGACCAUAGCGUUGUGGUUGACACAUUCAAGCUUUAUAAAAGAAAUCAGUUCCUGUAAUAUAACUCUGGCAGCAAAAACGAAUCUGGUUGAUCUCGGAUCAUCAGUUUUCCUGACGUGUCAAGUUUGUCCUUCAACAACGUUUACAAAUUUUUAUCACAAUAAUUCAAAAAUAGCAGAGUAUAAAUUGGGGCAAAUAAGUGUACAGAGCCUAAGCUUGUACACUUUAACAUACGACGCUGAGGCAGAAAAGUUUAAUUUGACAUUAAAAAAUUAUACACAUUCAUCUGACGGCAAUUAUUCGUGUUCCAUCCCUUUUACAACGAACAUUUCAUCGCUUACUUUAGAACACUCAGUUCCGGUGACAUUUGUAACGUUGACUCCUGCCACACCGACGAUUUCCGUGUUACAAGACGUUGCAACCAGCGUCAUUAAAUGCAUAUCCUCAGAGGGCCGCCCAACACCAGCCAUUACUUGGUAUUUAGAUAAAAACACACCGUCGGAUGACACCAAUGAUGUAAAUAUCACAGCAACUAGUAGUAGUGAAACAACAGGAGACGUAACGACGAGUACUCUUACAAUUACCGCUACGGUGGAAGAUCAAGGUUCAAGUAUUUAUUGCAAGGCCUCAAACGGAUACGGGCACAUCAUAUCAAACGUGAGGCUCAAUAUCAAUGUGUUGGUUUUUCCAUCAAGGCCGAUCAUUCUACACAAAUCAGUUAUUAUCGGCGAAAACAUUUCCGUGAUACUAAACAGGACUGUGUCGCUAGAAUGUAACUCCUCUGGAAAUCCAAGGCCAAACAUUUCAUGGCUUUUAUCAACUGGUUAUGUAAUUAACAACACAUUUAUUGAACUUAAAUGGGAGAAAAGAGUAAACACAGACAUGAUCACCUGCACGGCCACAAGUGCGUUGCAGCCAACAUUUGGAACUACACUAACACGUUCUAAUACAACUGAUUUAUGGAUUACCAUUUUAUAUUCACCGUCACCCCCAACCUGUUCAAUCGGAGAUAAGUUAAUUACAGCAAAUACCAUUCGGGCAAUUAAAAAUGAACCAAUGAAUAUGAAUUGUACAAGUAAGAGUAACCCCCCUCCCACGAGCUAUUUAUGGACACUGCCUGGCGGAAUAAAACAAGAUGGACAACAACUCACAAUACAACGCGUACUGUUGGAGGGUCCUUACACACUUGAUGUCAAUAAUGUUAUGAACUCAACAUUGCUACCGCAAGUUAUUACUGGGCAUGCCAAUAUCAUAUUUACACUUGACAUAUUAUUUCCGGUGGCCGUACAUAGUAUUGAGAAUAAAACCGUUUUGAAAAACCAGGCUUUAUCUGUCACGUGUCUUUAUACACUUGGAAACCCACCUGAGACGACUUUUACAUGGAUACACGUGAAUACAUCUCGUGUUGUUGGACGACAACAAAGCCUUGCGUUGCCAAACAUUCAGACCACUGACGAGGGCUUUUAUAAAUGCAGAGUUAACAACACAAUGACACCUACAGGAUGUUGUGCACUACCGGCAUACGAUGAAACGAUAUUUUAUGUUGAUGUACAAUACGCCGUCGAUAUAACGAGGUUUUAUGCUAGCGGAUUUGAGCAUUCUCAAAUUAUUACGGUAAACGAAAAUGAAACGGUGAUAUUAUACUGUGAUUCUGAAGGCGACCCUUUGCCUUCGAUGCUACUAAUAAAUAAUACUCGCGGUGAAAAUGAUUUACUGAGUGGAAAGUAUUACAACACAAUAUCCGCAUAUAUUCCUCAUGCACGAUGUGAAUAUGACAUAGGUAUCUACCAAUGCAGGGCGAACAACACGCACAAUAAAGUGCAGCAGGUGCGAGAGAUUAAAAUCAAGAUCAAAUGUGCACCGAGAUCUUCUCCCUUUAUGCCACCGGCACCUAAAGUUUGGACGAAAAUUAACAGUAGUGUAAUUCUAACGUACACUAUCAUGGCGUAUCCUCCGCCAAGCUCUUCAUCGGCAUUUGUUUGGCGGAAGAAAGUAAAUGAAGACUGGUUUAUUGUUAAUGAUACGAGAAGACUUCAUAUUCAAAUUUCUCAAGACAGACUUCAGACAAACCUUUCAAUAUUUCAAGUUCAUGCAGACGAUUUUACAAACUAUACGGUAAAAGUGAACAAUGACAUUGGCACCACAGAACAGACAUUUGUUAUUCAAGCGAAAGAAGAGCCAGCUAUACCAGAGCAUUUCCGUGUAUCUGAAGAUCCGGUAACAGACAACAUUGUAAUCGUUGAAUGGAAACCGGGAUUUAACGGCGGGGAAAAUCAAUGGUUCGUUAUUGGAUAUAAACAAGAAACGGGAAAAAAUUGGACUUACAAAACUAAACUUGAAAAUAUCACUCGAAUAGCGAUUGAAGGACUGGUUGCCGGAACCUCUUAUCAAUUCAAAAUGUAUGCAGAAAAUUCAGUUGGAAGAUCACAGGAAACAAUUGUUUUAACAUUGGUUACGCGAGCAGCCAAAGCUGAUAAUGGAUCAUCUUCACCUGUCGGGGCUGCAGUGGGAGGGGCUGUCGGUGGAAUUUUUAUGAUAGUCAUCUGCAUUGUUCUUUGGAAAUGUAGAAACACAUUUACUUUUAAAAGAAAGCCUGAUGCUAGUGCUCCUUACGAUGACUUAUUCAAAGGACAGACAAAUGUCUCAGCUGUCAAUACCAGCUCCGAAUAUGAAGCAUGCAGAGUUGAAUCCCAGCAGAGGGACAAGUACGAGACACUCGCUGAAACUUCGUUUCAUGUGUACUCAGCCAUAUCAAGAAUCGGCACAGAGGGGAUUAGUGUUUUUAACCGUGAAUCUGUAGCUUCAGAUAAUGAUUGUGCAGUAGGGAGAGAAGACAGAUCAUAUGUUAAUUUAGUAUUAUCGAAGACUGAAAAUUAAACAAAGUAACGUAUGUUUCUUGCAUUUGUAAAAUUACUAAAUUAAACAGUUGCAUAUAUAAUACGAAGUGCUAGUUACGUACGUGAAUAUGUGAAAAGCGCAUUGGCAUGGGAGCAUAUGACUGAUAUUUGAAUUGAUAGUGUUGAAAACACGCACUAUUCAUAAUGAAACAAAUAAGCAGUGUUUAUAUGACAAUUGUAAUAUUAUAUGUGUACAAUUAGAAUUAAGUGGUUUUUUUUGCAAUACACUUCAUUUGUCAUUCAGAAAAAAAAUGUCUGUGCACUUGCUAGCAUAUAUUGUGUGUCCUUCUAUUUAUGUAAUGAAUUGUAGAAUAACACUUAAAUUCGAAUUAUUUACUAAAACUUGUGUAUAUUUGUAGAUGCAAGUGCAUGUUUUUUAAUGUCUAGACGCAAUUAUAACACCGCAUCAAAACCUAACCUCUUUUUGCAUAAAGUUUAUUUUUCUUAUGCAUGUUGAGCUUUUUAUGUUUAUUUUUGAAUUCAUCCACACAUUAUUUUCCUAAUGUUAAGCUCUAUCGAUAAAUUAACACAUCAUGUGAAAUGGAUUUUAAACCAGACGCACAUGCGGUAUCGAAUGAUAAACAGAUGAUUGGCAUUUUAUGUUUCUUUGAAACAGUUUUCUCUAAUCUUUGUAAAUAUAGAUGACGAAUAGCAAACCAUAACAACUCUGCAUUGGCAUCGUGUGCUUUACAAAUAUAUUAGAUUUUUAUUUAUGU
This is a messenger RNA of Dreissena polymorpha, 3838 nucleotides long. Its product is annotated as hemicentin-1-like. Gene Ontology annotation, biological process: cell-cell adhesion. The transcript is spliced from 14 exons. The record is from RefSeq and is a predicted model, not a curated record. The coding region runs from base 211 to 3102 and encodes 963 amino acids. Gene Ontology annotation, cellular component: cell-cell junction. NCBI's taxonomy places the organism in Eukaryota, Metazoa, Mollusca, Bivalvia, Myida, Dreissenidae. Gene Ontology annotation, molecular function: cell adhesion molecule binding.